Messenger RNA from Quercus robur (English oak), 820 nucleotides. Its product is annotated as SUMO-conjugating enzyme SCE1. Bases 215 to 697 code for a protein of 160 amino acids. Gene Ontology annotation, cellular component: nucleus. Lineage: Eukaryota; Viridiplantae; Streptophyta; Magnoliopsida; Fagales; Fagaceae. The transcript has 5 exons. Gene Ontology annotation, biological process: protein sumoylation. Gene Ontology annotation, molecular function: SUMO conjugating enzyme activity. The record is from RefSeq and is a predicted model, not a curated record.
CUGGGCCGUACGUUGGCGAGCGAAAAGUAGAGCUGGACCAAUUUCUUGGUUAGGGGCAGAAUCGGAAGCAUAGUUUAGGUAGGAAGCGAGUUUGCUUUGCUCUCUUCCUCUUUAAAAAAACCACAAACUCCACAAACAGUCCAACAACAAAGUGAGAAACAAAGAAAACAGGAAAAACACUUUCAUACACAGAGAGAGAGAGAGAAAGAAAACCAUGUCUGGAGGUAUCGCUCGUGGUCGUCUUGCUGAGGAGCGAAAGGCUUGGCGUAAAAACCAUCCACAUGGUUUUGUUGCGAAGCCAGAGACUCUGACCGAUGGUACGGUCAAUUUGAUGGUUUGGCAUUGCACUAUCCCUGGCAAAGCUGGUACUGAUUGGGAGGGUGGCUACUUCCCACUAACGCUCCACUUCAGUGAAGACUACCCUAGCAAGCCCCCAAAAUGUAAAUUCCCUCCAAAUUUCUUCCACCCUAAUGUCUACCCAUCUGGAACUGUCUGUCUAUCCAUUCUUAACGAGGAUAGUGGGUGGAGACCAGCCAUAACCGUGAAACAAAUUCUUGUGGGAAUUCAGGACUUGCUUGAUCAGCCAAAUCCUUCUGAUCCUGCCCAGACAGAAGGAUAUCACCUCUUCAUCCAGGAUGCUGCGGAGUACAAGAAAAGAGUUCGACAGCAGGCCAAGCAAUACCCACCUAUUGUGUAAGGUUAAACCUAUGUUUCAGAGACUGUAUUAUGGUAACUGUGAGUUACCACCUCAUGUUUGAUGCUAAAAAUGCUAUUCUAAUAUAUUGCUGGGAUUUAGCAAUUCUAAGAGAUUGCGCUGAAA